AUGAACGCGCAACAGAGCAGCGAGCCUGUGUCCGACCUUGCUGUCGCCGCGCAAUACGCUGAUGAGGAGCUGCACUCCGUGACGGCGCAAUUCGCAAACUCUGCGUCAGUAAGCGAAGCCCCAAAGGCGCCGAUGGUGGCCGUCGUGACGGACAAGGACGACAGCGACAGUGACAGCGACAGCUCCGACAACGAGGCCCCCGUCGAGAAGAAAAAGGAAGUGGAUGGGGAGAGCUCAGGCGAAGACAGUGACGGAGAAGGCGAAGACCCCGCCAAGCUGCGCGCCGAGAUUGAGGCUGCUAUGGAGAAGGAGGCUAACAAGACUGGUGGCCCGCUGACCACGGAACACGAAGUAGCCUCCAUUCCUGUACGCGAACCGAAAGUGGAGCUGACAGCCGACUGCCCCAUCGCUCAAUUCGGCAAUAUCUUAAACGUAAGUGCGCCUGGACUCAUGAUGACUAUCAAAUCCAACCCAAACACGAAGCCACUGAACGAAGGAAGCGUGCUGUGUCUUGAAGACCGUACAGUUAUCGGAUGUGUGGACGAGGUAUUUGGUCCAGUUCUGAUGCCCAUGUAUUUGAUUCGUUUCGAGAACGCCGCCAAGAUGCCGGAGAGGGCGACAGUGAACACUGUUGUCUACUACGCCACGGAGCACACGACGUAUAUCAUUCCAGAAGAGAUCAAGGACAAGGGCACCGACGCUUCCAAUAUUUUUGACGAAGAAGCUGAUGAGACCGAGUUCUCCGACGACGAAGCAGAGGCAGCAGCCAAGCGUGGCAACCGUAAACGCAAUCGAGGCGGUGCGCCAAGUGAAGGCGCUAGCUCUGCGUCAUCGUACGGUGGACGUGGGGGUCGUGGUGCACGUGGAGGACGAGGCGGUCGUGGAGGAAACUUCACGGACUACCAUGCGAGACAGAAUACGUCGCCUCACGGUACACGCAGCAACUACAGUCAGCAGCCUCCGAUGCCUCCUAUGCCUGCGAUUCCUGCGAUGCAGACACAACCGUACGGAGGUGCUACGAAAUACACGCAGCCUGGUGGUUUCGGUGGGGCGAGACCUGUUGCCUAUGGCAGCACGAACUACACGUCCCCCCAGGGUAAUGGAGUGCCUCAGCCACCCAUGCCGCCAUACAGUGGAGUGCCUGUAUCGCAAGGACAAGCUCCAGCACGUGGCUACUACCAGCCGCCGCCUCCGCCACAGUACAGCGCACACAAUUUGCCUCCAUACCCUCCGCAGGUUCCGUAUCAGCAAUAUUCGCAGCCUCCAAGUGCACCGUACGGCCAGCCGCAGCCACCGCCAAGAGCGCCGUACGGUCAGCCUCAAGCACCACCUAGUGCGCCCUACGGUCAACCUCAGCCACCACGAUACAACCAGAUGCCACGCGGUGCUCCUCCGCCGCCUCCAGCGUAUUACGGAAACAGCCAGCAGAGCCAGCAGCCUCGUGGACCCUACGACCAGCGACGUUAUUAA
Messenger RNA from Phytophthora infestans T30-4, 1470 nucleotides. Its product is annotated as H/ACA ribonucleoprotein complex non-core subunit NAF1, putative. NCBI's taxonomy places the organism in Eukaryota, Oomycota, Peronosporomycetes, Peronosporales, Peronosporaceae. Gene Ontology annotation, cellular component: sno(s)RNA-containing ribonucleoprotein complex. The coding region runs from base 1 to 1470 and encodes 489 amino acids. Gene Ontology annotation, molecular function: RNA binding. The record is from RefSeq and is a predicted model, not a curated record. The transcript is spliced from 2 exons. Gene Ontology annotation, biological process: pseudouridine synthesis; box H/ACA snoRNP assembly; ribosome biogenesis.